Molecule: messenger RNA, 1648 nt
Organism: Neltuma alba
Lineage: Eukaryota; Viridiplantae; Streptophyta; Magnoliopsida; Fabales; Fabaceae
Product: protein TIFY 6B
Exons: 7
Coding region: 186-1331 (381 amino acids)
Biological process (GO): regulation of jasmonic acid mediated signaling pathway; response to wounding; regulation of defense response
Cellular component (GO): nucleus
Source: RefSeq, a predicted model, not a curated record
CCCCUCUCCCUUCUUUUUUCUGUUGUUGGAAGCUUUUUCUUUUGCUCCUCUUUGGUCUUUCGCAUAGCCGGUUCCUGUCAGUGAGGAAGGAAGAAGGCUUGCUUACCUUUCGUCGGCGGAGAACUAAGACGGUUCUGGGUAAACACUGGAGGCGGGUGUCGUUCGAUUCUGCUUUCUACUCGCAAAUGGAGAGGGAUUUCUUGGGCCUAAGCUCAAAAGAACCAUUAGCUACGGUGAAAGAGGAGAUUAACAAUGAUGGAUGCAGAGAAGCAGGCUUCACUCAGGGUUCAGUUGUACAAUGGCCCUUCUCCAACAAAGUCUCUGCUCUCCCCCAUUUGAUGUCUUUUAAGGUUUCUCAAGACGACAAGACCAAGAAGAUGGGAUCUGAUCCCCUCACAUCUGCUGGAUUUAUGGCUAUCUCAAAUCCGGAUGCAUUUGACGCUGCCCAAAAACGCUCUGCUGCUGAAAGCCAGAAACCUUUCAAUCACGAUGUGCAAAGUGGUUUUCAUUUUUCCCUGACUCCGUAUCCUGUACCAAAUGAUGUGCAUUCACUGAAUCGACCUCAAGAUGUGAAGAUCUUUCCAGCUCCCAAUCAAGCAAUUUCUGUUUCCAUGGGACAUCCUUUCUUGAAGAACCAUUUCACCACUGUGGGUCAGAAUAUGGCUGGUAAUAAUGUGAAGCAACAGCUACUUGGGGGUAUACCUGUUACUUUGCCUCAUCUGGUACCCACCAUUGGUUCUGUUGCUGCAAUGACUGAAUCAUGUUCGAAGCCAUCUGCACCUCCCAGUCAACUCACCAUUUUCUAUGCUGGUACUGUGAAUGUUUUUGAUGAUAUCUCCCCUGAGAAGGCACAAGCUAUCAUGCUGUUGGCUGCGAAUGGGUUACCUGUGACUUCUAACAAGGCACAGCUGAAUGUUCAGGCCCCAAACUCAAAGUUGACUUCAGAUGAAGGUGUCCCUGUGAGUCAACCCUUAAAUGCAUUGCCUUGCCCUGGUCUUUCCAGUCCUCUAUCUGUGUCUUCACAUACGGGUGCACAGUCAAGGAGUGGCUCAACUAGCACCGAUGAGCUUCUGGCAGCCAAAACAACUGGAGUCACCACGACUCCUGUUAGCAAAGCGGAGCCUCCAAAAAAAGUCAAUGCAACUGCUAUGUUGCCUUCUGCUGUGCCACAGGCUCGUAAAGCAUCAUUGGCACGAUUUUUGGAGAAGCGCAAAGAAAGGGUGAUGAAUGCUGCCGCACCAUAUAACCCAAGCAAGAAAUCCGAGGAUGUUGCUAAUUUCUCUGCAACUACUUCUGCUGGUUCUAAUAUUCUAUCAGCCAAGCAAGCAUAGUAACCCCAACCUUUAGUAAGGGGUCUAUUAUUUUGGAGAGAACAUUUUGUUGUAAUUUAAAAGUUGCUGUAAAAAGGAGGUGCUUUUGUGUUCUUCCUUUGAUCAAAAUUUAUAGCGACAUUCUUAAGUAUCAAACUGUGUUAAAAGUACAGAGUCAAUUGUUCUAGGGCCUUCCCUUCUUAUUUCAAAGACUAGUUGGAUUUAAGUUUCCGAUUGUACCACAUAUAACAUAUUGUUCACUAUGUAACUAUUUCACAAAUUAUUAUCUUAAGGGAAUCAAAUAUGGGAUUAAUGGGGCAUUUAUAUUUAUGCAUCAA